Molecule: messenger RNA, 1272 nt
Organism: Suillus subaureus
Lineage: Eukaryota; Fungi; Basidiomycota; Agaricomycetes; Boletales; Suillaceae
Exons: 7
Coding region: 1-1272 (423 amino acids)
Source: RefSeq, a predicted model, not a curated record
AUGGCACACGAUGGUAACGAGUACCUCAUCGAAACUCUGGGGCAAUUGGUUGGGGCAAAAAAGGAAGCUACUGCCCUGCACGGGAGACUCACAAAUUUACAAGAGGCACUGACCGAACGCGACCGGCUGAAUGCAUUGAAGCAAAAUGAAAAUGAUGAGCUUCGUAUCAGAAAUGCGAAACUCGAGCUUGACAUGAUGCAACUGCAGAACGCGAAUGCAGCACUACGGCUCGCAACGAAAGAUCACGAUGUGUUACGUGAAUUAUUAGAAGUGACCAAGAUGGAUGUUACUACGCAGCAGCAGAGGGCUAAUACACUGGAACAACGGCUUCAUCAGUUAGACCAAGAAAAGAAUACCUUGGCGCAUGAGCUUCAGGCAGCUGCACAGAUUGUACGCGUGGAUAUUGGCGUGAACACGAAUCCUCUCCCAACUCCCCGUACCACCCCCAAUGACAUGAAUUUACCAGUCGUACGGGGCCCCUUGACGGCUGGGCCAUCUCGCGAGCGAAACUUGAAGGAAGAGAGAGAUACAUCAGCAGAUAUUGUUGUAGUACAUCCACCCUCUCGGUUACCGCCUCCUCGAAAGAGAGCUAUUGAAAAUGUCCCGCAAAUAAUUCCCGAUCUUCCAGAUAGUGGGACUGUAUGUUUCACCCGACCAUUUAUCUCAAUACACAUUGGGGGAGGGUCACAAUCUCUCAUUUCAAACAUUGCAGCGCCAAAGCCUCUAGCACUAAAAUUUGGUAUAACAAGCUACCUUUGCCCGAACUUAUGGGAGAAUCCUUGGUGUCCAACAAGUCCUGGCAUGGCUGGUUAUAUGUUCGUUGGCUUAGGGGAAGAGAUUCACAAAUUUCUUCAGCCAGAAGUACAUGAACUCUUCGUUGGGGUUGCAAAAACCAACUACAGACUUAUGGGCCGGUAUCGGGUCCAUCGUGUUGAACCCUUGACCGUUGAAGAAUGGCUGACGCUCCCAGAGAAAGUUCGAUCCAAGUAUUGCGAAACUACACAGCGAAAAGCAAAAGACUCACGUUCUGUCGAGGGCAUAAAUGCUGCUUAUGAGCGUGGUGAACUUCGCGUUCCCUGCGUCAAGUUGACAUGUCUUGAUUUCAAGGAAGACCUCUACAAGAAACUGAAGGCGCAAAAAAUGGAACAGAACAACACGAACUCCUUGUCAUCUCAGCGUUCGAUUAAACAGGAAUCAGCUGUUAUGCGCUCGUCACAAAAACGCCCCCGUAUUGAAGAGACCAUUAAUGUUGACGAGUUCUCUGUGGACUGA